Aspergillus sclerotioniger CBS 115572 is the source of this 3969-nucleotide messenger RNA. RefSeq names its product DUF3433 domain-containing protein. NCBI's taxonomy places the organism in Eukaryota, Fungi, Ascomycota, Eurotiomycetes, Eurotiales, Aspergillaceae. Bases 232 to 3969 code for a protein of 1245 amino acids. The record is from RefSeq and is a predicted model, not a curated record. The transcript has 3 exons.
GCUUCCCUCGCCUCUCUUCACCUGCCUCGCCCUGGUCCAUCGCCGGGAAGGUCGUUGGCAGCCUCCGUCAUGUUCAUCACGUUUCCUCGCUAUCCCAUCCAUCUUCAGAGAUGAUCGUGCUUGUUGACGCCGUCGAUUCCCGUCCAUGAACCAUCAUCCCUUGGGCGAUGACAGUGCAUCCGGCCCCCUCCGACACCGCCGUUUGCCCCCCAAGGAGCAUGUCCCUCAAGCAUGUCCGGGAACCUGGAAAAGACUCUGUCCAAUGUCUGGCUGUAUAUCACCGAGCGUAUGGGCCUCAGCCGCGCCGGCCCGCACAAUGGACAGUCGAUUCCCUCGGGAGGAUGGAGGCCUGUUGCCCUGCGGCCGGUAUAUCUCUGGGUGAUCGCGGGUAUCAUGUUUGCGAUGCUCCUUACACUCGAUGUCCUUCGGCGAUACAGUGAACAGAAGGGCGGACUAUACUUUUUCCCGGAUACUGACACCGUUUCCGACGCGCAGUCGUUCGCCUACAACUACCUUCCCAUCAUCGCUGCCCUCAUUCUCGUCACCCUUUGGUCCUUUAUUGACUACGAUGUUCUCCGCCUCGAGCCAUACUUCCAGAUGUCCCGACCGGAGGGGUCGCCGGCGUCGGUCCUCUUCAUCAAUUACAAUUUUGGCCAAUCGUUUCUCACUCCGCUCACGUCGGCCAAGCGCGGUCACUGGGUUGUUUUGCUCGUGUCUAUCGCCACUCUACUCAUUCGCUUGUUUCUCCCGGCCCUGCAGAGCACUCUUCUCGAACUUCGGGAACUGAACGUGGUGGAUGACGGAGAGAUCAAGACAUGGCCUCAGCUCCUGGAUCUACACACCCAAGCUGUGUGGAUAAUGGCGCAGAAGAGCAAUGAGACGCUGGCCCUGGACUCCGUUCUCACCGCCCGUGACAAUCUGCGCAGCACUCGUUCCUCCAGCUACGCAGUGGCGCCCGUUGAAAUCAGCAUGGAAGACCGCCGCGAAAGCACGGUAUGGACGCUAAAUCAGACAAUCUACUGGGCUCAACUGGCGUGCCGCGACGUUCUAGCGGACGACCAUCUCUCGGUCUCGAUCAAUGAUACGUCCAGCGACCCCCCUGUACUCUCAUGGAACGUGACCGGCGUUCAGCUGCAGGACAUCCACGGGACCGAAGAGUCGUGCACCUUGGAUUUUCACUACAAGAAUAUCUUCUUCCCGACCACGGAUUACCUGCAGGUCCGGUAUUGGGAGCCCGCUUGGACGAACCGGACGCAACCUGCCCACAACCAGGGAAAGGCAUUUACCGCCCAGGGUUGUGAUGAUCCCUAUGACUUGUAUGGGAUCGUCAUCUCAGUCAACGCUACGGUGGGUGGGGCUGACAGUAUCAGCCAGCUAGGCUCCGAGUUUACCUCGUCGGCCGGCAUAUUCGGCUGCAAAGUUAGCUAUCGUCAGGCGGAGGCCAAGGUGUCCAUGCACGCCAAUAGCUCAAUCACCAGCAUCUAUGGAUAUUCGGAUACGGAGCGGCCACUGUCAACCGACGAUUUCAAUAUCGACGCUUUCCAGGACCUGCUGGCUCAGCGAGCCCCAUACACGGGCGACAUGUUAUUCAUCCAACUGAACCAGACCACAGACGACACCACGGUGACGGAGCUGCCCGUCAUCAGUCAAGACCUGGGUGACCUCGAGCCGCUUCUGGUCUUGGAUGCAUCCACGGUCAUGACGCCGGGACAAUUUGAAGCCAAGGUCACACGGAGCGUUGUCGAGACGUUCGUGCUCACGAUGGGUCGCUUGUUCAACCCGGACCAGGACCCGACCAGCGUACCAGCGCAUCGGCAAUCGACACAAGUCGCUAUCUCCGUGGUCUCUUUCGCCUCCUGGUGGUCGGAGGUGAUUUUGGCCAUCGCAAUCAUUCUCACAGUGUGUCUUAUCUAUUUCUACGGCAGGCGCCCCAACAUUCUGCAAAACGAUCCUAGUUCUAUCGGGGCCAUGUGUAGCAUGCUGACCGACCUAUUCGGGGCUUCCAACGUUCUCGGAGAUCCACUGUCUGACGUUCAUCAAUUUUCGACGCGGCAGCUACGUCAGGUCCUGCGAAACUGCCGGCUCCGAUGGCAGCAAGGGCCUAUGGGGCCCCGACUUGAGAUUAUUACGGCAGACGCAGGAUCACCGGUUACUCUUGGCGAGCAAAUUCGCACACGGGUUGACCCCAUGCCACACUUUCUGGUGAUUCCGAUCUUCAUCAUAGAAUUUCUUCUCUUGGCUGCCGUCAUUUCGGUCAUGGGAGUGACGGCGGCAACUCUCGCUCACGACGGGAGUUUUCAGCACCUCUCCCAGUCAGCCUCGAGCUUUCUGCAGGUUGUGACGUCGUUUUUGCCGUCCAUCGUUGCGUCUGCUGUGGCCGCCUUGUGCAACUCCAUUCUUCGCAACAUCAGCAUUUUGGAGCCGUGGGUUCAUCUGCAACGCGGGAUGGCGGUCGCCCGGACAUCCGUGUCUAUGAACUAUGCGUCACAGAAUCCGUGGUCGAUCUUGAAAAAGGCCGUCCAGAACCGCCACUCCCUGCUCAGUCUCGUCUCGUUUGCUUGCGUCGCCAAUAUCCUGCUGACGGUCGUGGCCGGUGGGCUGUUCACUCAGAAACUGACGCAAUCAUACCUGCCGUCCACCUCGUUGUACAUGAAUUACAGCAACUCCCAGUUUCAGCGACCAGAAUUUGCUGCGGACUUUACCGAGUUCGAUCUCAUCCAGACCAGCAUCACGAGCGGAGUGCCGAUGCUGCCGUGGAUGGCUUCAAACUACUCGUUUGUCCCCAUCAAGAAUACAGAUUCGGACCCCGACGUGAUGUACGGCGCGACCACUCUCGGGAUUGGCAGCGAUCUGGAGUGCAAGGCGCUGUCGAUCUCGCAAAACUUGGUGGAAGAAGGCCAAAGCACGUACUGGGUGUAUCGGCCAUCGCAGGAUGUCAGUCGGCAGUGUAUGGUGAACAUGACGGCGCUUGUGCGGCCCAGUGAAGCCAUUGCUCUCUCCAUCCAUUUUCUUUCUCCAAUUGCGGAAUCGGACAUGGAUCUGUGCCAGAUGUCGACGGUGCUGGUGGUUGGACGAUGGCACUACACAGCAGAGUCGUCUUUCACGGACAACAAUACGAUCGCGCUUCAAUGUGAGCCACGGAUGCGACUGCAAAAUUUCUCCGUGACCUUCGACCGACGGGGUCAGAUUUCCGACAUUGACGCGGUAGCUGGCACGGCGAUCACGUCGGGCACGAUGUAUGAGAACGCCACGAUCGCGCUCGGGCAAUUCAACAAGAUCUUUGCGGCCAUUCCUCAGAGUUUCGUCGGAGAGGAACCCGGCCGAAACCAGUCGUAUGUUUCCUCGUAUGACUGGGCGGGAUUCCUGGUGGCCCGUCUGUAUAGACAGCACGAGAAGAUCGUCCCUUUAAAAGCCGCGGACCUAAUGGUGGAGGUGCAGGUAGUGUAUCAGUGGGUGUACAGCACGUACUUCACGCUCUGGCGAAACAUGUACCUGGUGCCGCUGGAGACGGUGGUGUCGGCGGCCAACGCGACGGUAAUCUCCAACACGUGGACGAUGGCCCCGUCGGUGCCAUCGCUGGUCAUGGCAUUGGUGAUCAUCGCGCUGGAUACCCUAGUGGUGCUGGUGGUGUUUGGAACGCGGCGUGGACGGUUCCGAGGACCGCGGAUGCCACGAUCCAUCGGGGCGAUUAUUCCGUGGAUCGCGCACAGUCGCAUGCUGGACGACUUUCGCAACACGUACUCGUGGACAAACGCGAAGCGGCGGGAGCAUUUAGCCCGGUUGGACAAGCGGUACGGCUUCCGGAUGUUUCUGCAGUCGGACGGACGAUGGCGGUUUGCCGUGGACGAGGAGGCCGUGGGACUCGAAGACAAGCCACCGGAGGGAGCAAUGGACGCGAGCAAGGGGGCGGACGUGAUUGAGUUGCGGUCUAUGGAGGCUGGCACUCCGCCGGGGUCGGAUCAUGAUUAA